AUUCAAACUCAAUAUCUUAAGUAAGCUUUAAACUUUUGACAUUGCCACUAUAAGAGCUUUACAAUAGCUAGCUACCUUGCAUUUUCAGUGCUGAAUACGGAGCACGCAUAAGAAGAAAAUGGUGGUAAGGGACGGUGAGAUGAAUUGGCAACAAGGGGAGGUAGAUUCGUUGCAGAGGGAAGAAGAAGCGAUCAAGAAUGACGUCAACAAUGGCAUCCCAUCAUCACUUGGAAGACAAUCAUCCUCGAUAUACUCACUCACUCUUGACGAGUUUCAACACUCUCUUUGUGAUAGCGGCAAGAAUUUCGGGUCGAUGAACAUGGACGAGUUCCUCAGUAGUAUCUGGAAUGCAGAAGAAAAUCAACAAGCUGCUUCCAACAAUAAUAAUAACAACAGCAGCAACAACAAUAACUUAUCUGUAAUUCAGAAAGAUAGCACACAGGCGAGUCUUCCUCGACAAAAUUCGCUGUCGAUUCCAGCACCUCUUUGUAGGAAAACUGUUGAACAAGUUUGGUCUGAGAUACACAAAGAACAACAGCACCAUCACAAUAAUAACAAUGUUGCCCAAAAUACUGAGUCUACCCCUCGACAACCGACUUUUGGAGAGAUGACCUUGGAGGAUUUCUUGGUUAAAGCUGGGAUAGUUAGGGAACAACAUUCUGCUAUGCCAGUUGCAUUAGCACCACCACCUCCAGCAGCAGCAGCAUCUCACCGACCACAGCAGCAUUAUGCCGCGGUGUAUCCAAAUAACAACUCUACAAUGGCUCAGGCUGCUUCUUUUGCUAUUGGUGGUGGCGCUGGGAAUGUCGUUGUACCACCUUACCAAGCUGUGGCUCAAGGAGGUGGGGCAGUUGGAGAGCCUUCGGUUUCAGGAUAUGCUGGAAAUGGUAAGAGGGAUGGUAUAGGAACGGGGUAUCCAGCCCCUCCAGGGGUUUGUUAUGGAGGGAGAAUGGUGAAUGGAGGAGCAGGCGGUUAUGCCGUCCCAGUGCCACAAACUAUGGGAAUGGGCGGACCGGUUAGUCCAGUUUCAUCCGAUGGCAUUGGUAACGACAACUCGGGUGGACCAUUUGGGCUUGACAUGAGUGGUUUAAGAGGAAGAAAGAGGAUGGCUGAUGGUCCUGUUGAAAGGGUAGUUGAGAGAAGGCAAAGAAGAAUGAUCAAGAAUAGAGAGUCAGCAGCAAGAUCUAGAGCCAGAAAACAGGCAUACACAGUUGAAUUAGAAGCAGAACUGAACCAAUUAAGAGAAGAGAAUUCUCAACUGAAACAAGCACUGGCCGAACUCGAGAGGAGAAGAAGACAACAGUGUUUAGAGGAAACAAAUGUGAGAGUUCAAACUAAAGCUCAGAAGGCAAAAGAGAAACUAAGAGGCUUAAGAAGGAACACAAGUUGUCAUCUUUGAAGAAAUCAUCACAUGGUAAACAGUGAAAUUCUUGGUGCAUGAGUGCAUUUUCUGGUGUAGUUAAACUGAGAAAAAAGUGCACAACAUUGCAGAUCAAGAACCAAGAAGAAAAUUUACUGAAUUCAAAACCAGUUAGUUAAAAGAUAGAGAAGGAAACAAAGGGAAUGGUGAGUGUGAAUUUUGUUGGAGAGCAAAUUUUCCACUGUUUGCAAGGAUUGAAUCAUCUAAUUUGGAUUGACUCUUGCAAAUGAUAUAACUAGCUAGCUACUCAAAUUUGUACAAUAUAGUAUAGUAGUUAAUCUUUGAAGUUGCCUUGUUAUGCAUGUGAACUGUUUUUGGUUGAAGCUACAAUAUAUAUAGUACCAGCUAUGAAUGAAUGCAAAUAAGUAGAUAUGAUUUUCUUAAUUAA
This is a messenger RNA of Trifolium pratense (red clover), 1808 nucleotides long. Its product is annotated as protein ABSCISIC ACID-INSENSITIVE 5. Bases 119 to 1399 code for a protein of 426 amino acids. Lineage: Eukaryota; Viridiplantae; Streptophyta; Magnoliopsida; Fabales; Fabaceae. Gene Ontology annotation, cellular component: nucleus. Gene Ontology annotation, molecular function: DNA-binding transcription factor activity. The record is from RefSeq and is a predicted model, not a curated record. The transcript has 5 exons. Gene Ontology annotation, biological process: positive regulation of DNA-templated transcription.